AAUUGUACGAGCUCUAUUUCUUUGCAAAGAAAACAAUAACAACCGCGAUAAUGAGCUUUCGCAAACGUAAUGCAGAUCAACAACCCAAACUUCCUCCAGGCUCGCGACUCAGUGCUUACAAUGGUCAACUUUUGAUUUCCACCGGCGUCCCUUCACUCGACGACAUUAUAGGUGGCGGCUUGCCUGUCGGCACCGUGCUACUGAUCAAAGAAGAUCGUGCCACGACCUAUGCACAGCUUUUGCUCAAGUACUUUUUAGCCCAAGGCAUGGCGUCCGGUCACCAUUGCGCCUUGGCAUCGCGUGACGAGGAGGCAGACGAGCUACUGCGCAAUUUAAUGUGGUUAGCAACUUCCGGUGCCAACGACGAUGACGACGAUCAUGAUGCAGCAGCAAAAAGUGCAGCGCGAUCCAACGCCGAAGGAGAUCGGUUGAAGAUUGCUUGGCGUUAUGCACACUUGAAAAAGUUUGAGACAGGUGUUCGACAAGCAUCACCUUCGCCACAGCCACAAACUCAGUCGUCUACAUCUGGUGGAGAUGGCAAAUCUUCGGCUAGUAACGGUGAGCCAAAGCCUUACUGCAGUCUUUUCGACCUCACAAAGAAAAUUCCUGAAUCAGUAUUGGAAGAAACCAAACCAACUGUGCUGGAUAAUGCGGAUGGUGAGGACGAUUAUGCAACCUUGUUGGAAAAUAUCCGCAAAUUAAUCUUGGAAAACAACUUCAGCUCGGCUAUACCCGCAAAGCCUAAUACUAUGCGAAACGUACUACGAAUUGGUAUUCAUUCCUUAGCAUCACCAAGCUGGCAGAACAAAUCUUCUUGUGACUUGUAUAAAUUCUUCCAUGCGUUGCGUGGUUUGCUCCGAUUCUCUUUUGGCGCUGCUGUAGUCACAAUUCCGGCGUACUUGUAUGAUGAAGCGCCUAAUUUUGUUAAGCGAAUUGAACAUAUGGUUGAUGCUGUAGUUGAAGUGGAAUCUUUUGCAGGUUCCAUGGUACAUAACGACGCUCCCUACACCCAAAACUAUCAUGGCUUCUUUUAUGUACAUAAGCUACCGGUACUCAACUCGCUAUUGCCACCCAGUACCAAAUUGUCUGUUUUGUCUGCAGGUGGAAGCAAUGACCUUGCUUUCAAACUUCGUCGGAAGCGAUUCGCUAUUGAAACAUUCCAUCUACCACCUGAAGGCGGCGUCAGCGAGCGACGAACGGAGCCACCGCCAUCCAGCGAAACCAAGAAAAAACAACCCAAAAAGAUUGGCUGUGGAUCAACGCCAGGAAAGACGGAUCCAUUAGAAUUCUGAGUAUAUGAAUAGAACCCAUGCUUGUCAUGAAAGACGGAAGGGCAGACUUGAUACGUAUAUACUUGUGA
Molecule: messenger RNA, 1360 nt
Organism: Zychaea mexicana
Lineage: Eukaryota; Fungi; Mucoromycota; Mucoromycetes; Mucorales; Lichtheimiaceae
Product: Elongator complex protein 4
Exons: 6
Coding region: 51-1292 (413 amino acids)
Biological process (GO): tRNA wobble uridine modification
Cellular component (GO): transcription elongation factor complex; elongator holoenzyme complex; cytoplasm
Source: RefSeq, a predicted model, not a curated record